Onthophagus taurus is the source of this 1094-nucleotide messenger RNA. Lineage: Eukaryota; Metazoa; Arthropoda; Insecta; Coleoptera; Scarabaeidae. The record is from RefSeq and is a predicted model, not a curated record.
CUUAAGUUUUACUUUUCAGUAAAACUCGAAAGUUAUAAACGUGUUGGUCAUGUCUAAACAAUUUUCCUUUGACUCAUUUUUCAACAUUUUAAUCGUAACCAUAAUUAUUUUUCCGAAUCAAACCGAAAUGGUUCAUCAUCGCAACGGGAAAUUUAUAAAAAAUCAAAAAGAUAAUAACCAAUGCGGCCAUCCCAUUGGAAUGGUUUCAGGAAAAAUAGUUGGUGGUUACGAUGUUGGGUAUUAUAAAUAUCCAUGGUUUGUUGCGUUGUAUAAAUAUGGCAUGCCUUAUUGUGGAGCUACCUUAGUUACAAAAAAAAGUAUUGUUACUGCUGCACAUUGUUAUCAGCAAUAUGUACAAAACUCGAAAGGAAUUGAAAAUGAAUACGAUUUAAAAAUGGGAACAUACAAUAUUUGUAACACCCACGAACACGAAUUAAAAACAUAUCGGGCCCGAAAAGUUUACAUCCACGAAAGAUACGCGAAAGAAGAUCCCUAUUUUGAUAUAGCCUUAAUCGUUUUGAAGGAAAAUGUUAAAUUCGAACCAGCUUGUCUUCCUAGCAAACCUUAUGGAAGUAAAAGUAGACCGAAAGAAGCCAUCAUAGCUGGAUAUGGUGUUUUAAAGUUUCAUGAUAUCAAAGUCUCUUGUGUUAUGAGGGAGGCAAGGAUUCGAAUUUAUUCUGAUAAAGAUUGCAAAAAGAUGUUGCAUAAAGCUGAUCCUGAAGUUGAGAAUUUUGUAAAUGCUUUUUGUGCUGGUUAUUUAGAAGGAGGUGUUGAUGCUUGUCAGGUAAAAAGAAAUGUUUUAUAAUUUUAUUUCUAUCUUGCAUUAUAACUAACAUGCACUUAAUAUGUUCUCAAUGCCAAAUAAUAUACAGGGUUUCCCAAAACUCCCGGGACGGAGCUAUAACUUUUAAACGAGUAAAGAAAAAUAUUUGAAAAUUUGAAGAGUCAUAAAAACUACAUUCUUAGAUAGUUUAGAACUUCCGUGCAAAGUGGAGUUUUUUAGGGGAUGACCACCCCUACAUUAUUAAAUAGCAACCCCUAUCGAGUUUUACCUUAUUUUAAAGGUAAGGGAAAAAGAAACACAACCCCAUAAA